UCAGGAUCCAAUCAGAACAUGGGAGGUGGAGCUAAACUAUGAUUCCACAGAAGAGGAAACCAGUUCCUGAACCAGACGCGCAACCUUUUCCCCCCAGUUCUCCUGUCGCGCUACAGGUUUUGGCUUUACCAAGAUGAAAAAGGUGGUUUUGGUGACUGGAGCGAACAGUGGCAUCGGCCUCGCGCUCUGCGAGCGUCUCCUCUCACACGACACGGAGGGCCUGCUCCUCUGCUUGGCCUGCAGAAACGUGCAGCGAGCUCAGGCGGCGCGCGCUGCCCUGCUGGCCUCUCACCCUGCAGCCCAGGUGGACCUGCUGCAGAUGGACACCAGCAGCGUCUCCUCUGUUCUCAGAGCGGCACAGGAAGUCAAAGUCAGGUACAAUCGGCUGGACUACCUCUACCUAAAUGCCGGCAUCAUGCCAAAUCCAGAAUUUGACGCAAAGGCCUUUUUUAGAGGCCUCUUCUCCAGUAAGGUGAUCACUAUGUUUGCCACCGGUGACGGGAUUCUGACUCAGAAAGAUGGUGUCACUCCUGACGGCUUGCAGCAAGUUUUUGCCACCAACCUCUUUGGUCACUUCCUUCUCAUUAGGGAACUGGAGCCGGUUCUGUGCCAAGAAGGACGAACCUCGCAGCUGGUUUGGACCUCCUCUAGUAACGCUAACCGGUCUGCCUUCAGUCUCGAAGACAUACAGCACCGGAGAGGAACUCAGCCUUACAGCUCCUCCAAAUACGCCACAGACCUGCUCAGCCUGUCUCUCAAUCAGCACUACAACAAGCAGGGCUUGUACUCAUCUGUCGUCUCCCCUGGAUUUGUGAUGACAAACCUGACCUUUGGCAUUCUCCCGUCGUUUCCGGCCUUUCUGUGGACAUUGCUCAUGCCUGUCUUUUGGCUGAUCAGGGUGUUUACCAACACUUUUACCCUGACACCUUAUAAUGGAUCUGAAGCUUUGCUUUGGCUAUUUAGGCAAAAGCCUGAAUCUCUGGAUCCUUAUGCUAAAUACCACAGCUUAACAUCAGGGCUUGGAAACAACUACACCCAACCACAUAAGAUGGACAUUACUUUUGAGACAUCAGAGUCGUUAUAUAUCAAAUUACUUCAACUUGAAAGUGACACAAGGAAGAAGCUGGCAGAAACACAAGCUGCAGGCCCCUCACUGAAGACCUGAAGGAGCUGAAUGAUCCACAUUCCACACUGAAAGAAAGAAGAUGCUAUUUUUUUGUUUCCACCAGCAGCUUGCAGGAAAAUUUACACCCGUUGAACUUAUCUGCAUUUUCUAUGCAACCUCAAAAUUUAAUGUAUAUUUUAUUGGGGGUUUUAUAUACGAGACAAAAGCGUUGGAUAAUUGUGAAGUGGGGGGAGGAGAGGAUCUGUGAUUAUCGAAACAACUAAACAAUUCAGAAAUGUGGCUAACAUUUCUAUUUAGCCACUGCCUGCAGGUAUUUUUUUUGGGUACAACUACUCUUACAUUUUUACUCACUCUGUUUUGUAAAAUAGCUCAACGUCAGGCACAUUCAAGAAAACUCAUCCAGUUGGUCAUAAAGUUAAUGCAAAUUAUUCAACCCAAAACAUUUUAGUGUAGCUUUUGCAGUAUGUCAACAGGGUCGUGCAUUUUCUGAAAUAUGGAGCAAAUUAUAAGAAAACAAUAACAUAAGAAUAUUACCGAUUUUCUAAGAAGUUGGCGUCCAGUCAUCACAUUGCAAUCCAGGAGGGACUGUUUGUAAUCUGGUUAUCAAUCCCCAAAUUAUCCAGACAAAACGCAGCGCUGUCCGACAGCAGACUUUCAUCGUCAUCAUCAUCAUCGUCGUCGUCGUCAUCAUCUUCCCAGAAGUUGACAUAUGUGCUCUGUGUGAGUGUCUCCGCGGUGUACGGCGGCGCGGCCACUUGCAGAAGCCCAGCGGCGCACCUGACGUCCCGCUGUGGGGAACCUGGUGCGCACAUCCAGCGGCGCUGCCUCGGCUCCCCGGCUUGGUUUCCAGCGGCGCACUCUCCCUCCUCCGCUUCGCUCAAUUUGGGGUUGCAAAAUGCCCACACCAUUCCGCAGAAGUAGAUGAAAAAUGUACCCAUGACCAUGACCAUGAGCGCAUAGGACUCUAUCAUAGCUUUAGUAACUGGAGACGUCAUUUUUCUUUAUGGAGAGCAGGAGCAUUGAUUGUGCUCAGAAGCGGCUGAGCGGGUCAUCACCGUGAUCAUGAAUAAAGGGGGCCGGGCCUUAAAAACAAGAGAAAAUCCGCUUUCAAAGUAAACUAUUGCAAAUAAAAACUUUUU
This is a messenger RNA of Xiphophorus couchianus (Monterrey platyfish), 2265 nucleotides long. It is a transcript of the gene hsd17b7, whose product is annotated as hydroxysteroid (17-beta) dehydrogenase 7. Gene Ontology annotation, cellular component: endoplasmic reticulum membrane. The record is from RefSeq and is a predicted model, not a curated record. Gene Ontology annotation, molecular function: 5-alpha-androstane-3-beta,17-beta-diol dehydrogenase (NADP+) activity; 3-beta-hydroxysteroid 3-dehydrogenase (NADP+) activity; estradiol 17-beta-dehydrogenase [NAD(P)+] activity. Bases 134 to 1165 code for a protein of 343 amino acids. Gene Ontology annotation, biological process: cholesterol biosynthetic process. Lineage: Eukaryota; Metazoa; Chordata; Actinopteri; Cyprinodontiformes; Poeciliidae. The transcript has 9 exons.